AUGGCCAGCGAAAAGUCACAAAACCCAUUUGAGAACUUGGACAGUCCUUCCGAUAGUGUUGCUGGGCCAUCAAAUACUAGCCCAGCCAACGCGGAACCCCCACCGUACACCCCAACAGCAACAGACUUGGGCACCGACUCACCACCCCAGCCGGGCACCACUCAAUCAAACAAACCGAUAGCAAUCCCCGCAAUAGAACCCUCCUUCGACUCCCCCUUCCUCCGCGCCUACGCCCCCAUAUUAACAGCCUACAACCUCCCCCGCGAAUCCUUCUUCACCUUCCUCGACCACCUCAACAAACUCAUAACCAGCAACCCACCCCUCCAAGUCCUCGACGCAACAGGCGGCAUCCUCCAAUCCGUCCCAAUCCUAUUUCCGCUCCACUGGCUCGGCUCCGCAGUAAGCGGCCUCGCGAAUCUAGGAAGCCAUGGAGUCUCGAAAUCACGCACGGACUCGUACAUCCGGCAAGCGAACCAGGAGAUUUUCGGACCGAGGGGGUUGAAGGUCGAGAUUGUGAAGCAUGAUGCGUUGGCGUAUAUUGCCAACAUACCGAUUCUGGAUUCGAAGGGGAAAGUUAGUCGGCAGAUGCCUGAUUCGCAGCGACUUUUGAAUGAGGCGGGCGCGGGCACUGCCACCUCUGCGAAUUGGCAGGGACUUGAGCAGGGACAGGUGCAGGGUGGGGUUGAUUUGCAGCAACAGCGAAUCAAAAUCUUGCAGCCGUGGAUUGCUGAGCUUGAGCUUGAUAUUCUGCCGUGGACGUCCAAGUCGAAAUUAACCCGGUUCAAUGCGACGUUGAAGAAGAAGAAUGGGACGGAUCCAGUGGAUUCUGGAAGCGGCCGAAGAAGUGAGUCUUAUUAUGAGGAGAUGAAGUUUCGGAAAUGCUUAUGGCUUCUUAUACGGCCGAAUGUAUAG
Molecule: messenger RNA, 912 nt
Organism: Aspergillus glaucus CBS 516.65
Lineage: Eukaryota; Fungi; Ascomycota; Eurotiomycetes; Eurotiales; Aspergillaceae
Exons: 1
Coding region: 1-912 (303 amino acids)
Source: RefSeq, a predicted model, not a curated record